AGGCCCGCCCUUUAGUGCCCUGGUACUGGGUGCUGCUUGUGGCCUUAGACAAGCAUGAGUAGAGGGGCCAGGGGCUGCUUGUCCUGCCCAUUCUGUGCUGGCAUCUCCCUCCCCCUCCACUGAGUACAGGUUAAUUAUAACUCUGACCACAGUGCCCUGUGACGCCACACCCGGGCCAGCCCUGCCCAGGAGACCCAGCAACCAGGUCCAUGUUUCAGCCAUGCUUCCCGCAGGGGUGCCCCUGUCCCACCUGGGCACCUCGGCACUGCUUCUGCUGCAGCUGCUGCUGCCAUCCGCAUCUGCCUUCUUCCCCAACAUCUGGAGCCUACUGGCCGCCCCUGGCUCCAUCACCCAUCAGGACCUGACCGAGGAGGCAGCACUCAAUGUCACCCUGAAGCUCUUCCUGGAACAGCCACCCCUGGGCCAGCCCCCCCUUCGUCUUGAGGACUUCCUGGGCCGAACCCUCCUUGCUGAUGACCUGUUUGCUGCAUACUUUGGACCUGGCUCUCCUUCACGGAGGUUCCGAGCAGCCUUAGGUGAGGUGUCUCGAGCCAACGCAGCCCAGGACUUCCUGCCGACGUCCAGGAACGACCCUGAGCUGCACUUUGAUGCUGAGCGGCUGGGCCAGGGACGCACACGCCUGGUGGGGGCUCUGCGGGAGACUCUGGUAGCAGCCAAAGCCCUUGAUCACACCCUGGCCCGCCAGCGCCUCGGGGCUGCACUUCAUGCCUUGCAGGAUUUCUACAGUCACAGCAACUGGGUGGAACUAGGGGAGCAGCAGCCACACCCUCACCUCCUCUGGCCAAGGCAGGAGCUCCGGAGCCUGGCACAAGUGGGCGAUCCUACCUGCUCCAAUUGUGAAGAGUUGAGCUGCCCCAGGAAUUUGUUGGGCUUCACACUCCUUACCUCUGGCUACUUUGGCACUCAUCCCCCCAAACCUCCAGGGAAAUGUAGCCAUGGGGGCCAUUUUGACCGGAGCAGCUCCCAGCUACCCCGGGGUGGCAUCAACAAGGAUAGCACAUCCCCAGGCUUCUCCCCCCACCACAUGCUGCACCGCCAGGCUGCAAAACUGGCACUUCUAGCCUCCAUCCAGGCCUUCAGCCUCCUGCGAAGCCGCCUGGGAGACAGGGGUUUCUCAAGGCUGCUGGACAUCACUCCAGCCUCCAGCCUGAGCUUUGUCCUCGACACCACGGGCAGUAUGGGUGAGGAGAUCAAUGCUGCCAAAAUACAGGCUCGCCACAUUGUGGAGCAGCGGCGGGGCAGCCCCAUGGAGCCUGUCCACUACGUCCUGGUGCCCUUUCAUGACCCAGGGUUUGGCCCUGUCUUUACAACCAGUGACCCUGAUAGCUUCUGGCAACAACUCAAUGAGAUCCAUGCCUUGGGCGGUGGAGAUGAGCCUGAGAUGUGCCUGUCAGCCCUGGAGCUGGCCCUGCUGCAUACACCUCCACUCUCGGACAUCUUUGUCUUCACUGAUGCCUCCCCCAAGGAUGCCUUUCUCACCAACCGGGUGGAAUCCCUGACUCAGGAACGGCGCUGCAGGGUAACAUUCCUGGUGACUGAAGACCCAUCAAGGGUUCAGGGCCGAGCUCGACGUGAGGUGUUGUCCCCUCUGCGUUUUGAGCCCUACAAAGCAGUGGCACUGGCCUCAGGAGGAGAGGUGAUCUUCACUAAAGACCAGAACAUUCGUGACGUGGCAGCCAUUGUUGGGGAGAGCAUGGCUGCCCUGGUGACUCUUCCCCUGGAACCUCCUGUUGUGGUGCCUGGGAGGCCACUUGUGUUCAGUGUGGAUGGGCUGCUCCAGAAGGUCACAGUCCGGAUCCAUGGGGAGAUCAGCAGUUUCUGGAUCAAGAACCCUGCAGGGGUCUCCCAGGGCCAGGAGGAAGGCAUGGGUCCUCUAGGUCACACUCAGUGCUUUGGGCAGUUCUGGAUGGUGACCAUGAAUGACCCCCCUGAGACAGGGACAUGGGAGAUCCAGGUCACAGCUGAUGGCACCCCCCAGGUGAGAGUGCAAGCCCAAACCUCCCUGGACUUCCUCUUCCACUUUGGGAUCCCCAUGGAGGAUGGACCCCACCCUGGCCUGUACCCCCUGACUCAGCCAGUUGCAGGUCUCCAGACCCAGCUGCUCGUAGAAGUGACAGGGCUGAGCUCCAGACGCAACCCUGGGGAUUCCCGGCCUCAUUUCUCCCACAUCGUCCUUCGAGGGGUCCCAGAGGGUGCAGAACUGGGCCAGGUGCCCUUGGAGCCCAUGGGACCCCCAGAGCGGGGUCUCCUCAUGGCCUCACUACCACCUGCACUGCUGUCCACUCCUGGACCCUUCUCCCUGGAGCUGAUUGGCCAGGAUGGAGGAGGGCGGGGCCUGCAUAGGGUGGCCCCCCAGCCUUGCACCGUGGUCCCUGUCCUUCUGGAGCUCAGUGGCCCCCAGGAUUUCUUGACCCCAGGCAGCAAGGCCCCACUCAGCCUCCGCAUCUCCAGCUUCUUAGCCCCUCAGGAUCUUGACCUUAGGACAUCCAUCAACCCCAGCUUCGCCCUCACUUCCAACCUCUCCAGGGCUUGCCUGGGACUGAAUGAGUCAGCCUGGGGGCGCCUGUGGCUGGAGAUCCCAGACUCAGCAGCCCCAAACUCGGUGGUGAUGGUGACUGUGACUGCAGUGGGUCGAGAAGCCAGCCCAGUGCCCCCAACCCAUGCUUUCCUCCGGCUCCUAGUGCUGGCCCCGGCCCCUCAGGACCACCUCUCUGCCCCUGCCCACUCACCUGGCCCUGUCAUCACCACGGCCACCCCUGUCUUUCAUCCAUCCACUUUGGUGACUCAGGGCAGGGCUGGGAGAGGGAUGGCAGGCAACACCUGGUGGGGAACAAUUGGAGGAGUGCUACUUCUGCUAGGCCUGGCCUCCUGGUGAUACAACAGUCCCUAGAAGGAUGGGUCUCCAGCACUAUUUCAAUCUGCCCCAUUGGUGAGAAGGUCACAUGGGCCUUGGGACUUCACCUGUUCCAGCUGGGAUGGAGGUUUCCCUUCUUAUGCACUUGUCCCUUCUCUUUCUUAAAAACUGCGAGAUUGGGAUAGAGGGCAAUGGAUUUUCCCAGAAUGCUCUUUCUCUAACCCUUACGGGAACUAAAACAAAGACAUUUUUGGAAAAAGUUGCUUUCUAUUUCUCUGUAGCAUCUUUAUUCCACUAACUAUUCGUGCUCUCCCAGUCUCGGGUAGAGAGGAAGAUAUAUGGUGAGUAGAGUAGGAUUGGGAAUGGGGUAGGAGAAUACCAGGAAGUGUUAUUUAUAUAACUUUUUAUUUUAAAUUCUGGAGCAGCUUCUAUUUUAUUUUUGUACUUAAAGCUGAAGGACAGUUUCAAUAAACAUGUCUUCUCCCCCAAAGGGAUUUCAAAGAAAGAUCAUUUUUGCACAUCCUAUAGGGGAGAGAAAGGGCAUGAGACACCAAGAAGAUGAAAUGGAAGUUUUCAGGAGCAUAGGAGAAACCUUACACCAAGAUGUCUGAACGUCAUUGACCCACGACCUGGAGCCAUGUAGCUGCUGGGUUAAGAAGCAGAAUAGGGAGGCUGGGUGUUCUGACUCAGCCUCGUCCUUCACCAGAAUGAGGGGAGUGAGAGGAGAGUUUAGACACGGGUAGGGCCCCUCUGCCCCAUGGGACAGCCCUGCUGAGCCAUCUCCCCAUCUGGCUGGAUGACUCUUUUCUGCUGCCUUGACAACUCCUGGAGAAGAAGAGAGAAGCAGACUGGGUGUUUGUGCUCCUCCCUAUCCUGUGGAGCAAAGGUUUCUGCCCUCCCCCAGCAGCCCUACACUUUACCUGUUGCUGCCACCAGUCCUGUUUCCUUGGCCUUUCCUUCCAAUCCUGGGUGGUGCAAGAACUAGUCUUGUUCCAUGGACAUGGAGAGAACUGGGGGGAGACUCACUGUGUUUUCUGUUAAACCAGUGCUGACCCCAACAACUCCCCUCUCUAGCCCCAGUUCCCAGAAGUCUAAACUAAAAACAAUAAACUCACCUUCCCCUGAAUCAGAUUCUGCAAA
Molecule: messenger RNA, 4015 nt
Organism: Cynocephalus volans (Philippine flying lemur)
Lineage: Eukaryota; Metazoa; Chordata; Mammalia; Dermoptera; Cynocephalidae
Gene: VWA7
Product: von Willebrand factor A domain containing 7
Exons: 17
Coding region: 221-2896 (891 amino acids)
Source: RefSeq, a predicted model, not a curated record